UGUAAUAGUUGAAAAAUUAAAUGUAUAAACAAAAUACCUCAAACACAAUGGAUGCAACAAAUAAUGGAGCAUCAGGAAGUGCAGUGGCUUGUCCAGUAUGUACCCUCUAUUUACGUGAGGGUAUCAGCUUACAAAGACAUUUGGACACUCAUCCAAAAGAACAAGUCAUUGAAGCUCUUAUUAAAGCUAGUACGAAUUCCUCACAUGUGCAACAGACACAGUUGUCACCAUCAGUACCUCCAACAUCUCCGGCUAUACAAUCAUCCCAAAAUGCAUCUCAAGUUGCACAGAAUAAUCAUCUAUCGGCUCAAUCUCCAUAUCCUAUAGGACCUAUUUUUGAGUGUCCACCUAUCGGUACUGUGAUGCCACCUCAGUUUGCUUCAUUUAGUUAUCAACAGUUUGUAAAUAAUGGCACUAUGAUGAUACCACAAUACGCAAUGGCUCCACAAGCUAACCAAAUGAUGCAAAUGCUGUAUAAUCCAUACGGUAUGUACCAGCAACAACAAAUACCAACUGUUCAAAUGAUUUCACCAGUUUCAGCCCUACCUAACACAGGUAGAGGUAGAUCAGUGGUAACUAUGGCUGGUGAAACAAAUGGUAGGACUGCCAUUGCCGUACCUGUAAAUAAUUUCGAGCCAAAACAAAUUUUACCUGAGAUUUUACCUGAAUCAGAACAGGAGUCUGAACAAGUGUUACCAGAUAUCAAUCUUCCAGUUUCUCCCCCAUCAUUAAAUGAAGAUAAUUCUAUGCAGCAAAAUGAAAGUGAAACUAGUACAAUUCAAAUAGAACAAGAAGAAGAUGAACCCCCUAGUUCAAGUACUCCAGAGCAGCGUACUGUGCAAAAUGAAUAUGAUAGCAUUCCAAGAUCAUUGGCAAUUACUUGUAAUGUCGAUGAUACUACUGAUGAUAAAGUUGAGAGUGUAUUGCCGGAUAUUGACAAUGGAGAAUCAUCAUGUGUUGUUACUACAGAUGUGCAGUGUAAGUCUAUUCAUUAUGAAUCAUCAGAAAUUCAAGAGUAUGUACACAGAUAUGAAGAUGAUGAUGAUGAUAACAAUAAAGUUAUUGUGUCUGAAGUAUCACAAAUGGUAACGGAAAAUGAGAGAGAGAAAGCAACUAAUGAAAAAGUUCCUCACAGAGAAGAAGUAAGUGAAAAUGAAGGUACCUCAGCAGAAAUGCCCUUAGAAGAUGCAGUAAAGGCACCAGCUCAGCCUGAAGUAGAACAAUUAGAGCAUCUUUUAAUCACUAUUAUGGAAAAUGAAUUUAAUAAAACACCACAGAAAGAAUCCAAUUUUGAAGAUGGUAGAAAGAAGAGUAAAGAUACAAAGAAAAGUCCUUCUGAUAGGGCAGAAAGUGUAAUUCAUGAAACAACUAAUAGUAAUCCUAUUGAACACGAAAACGGUUGUAAAUCUGAUAUAAAAAUAAAAGUUAGUCAAUGUUCAGAAAUUGAUGUAGUAGAGCACGAAGAAAAUAAGAGUUCUUGUUUUUCGUACCACUAUAAAAACAGUUUAUCUGCACCUUCAUCACCUGUUGUACAAAGAAGAUCUCAUAGAACUUACUCUGUUCGUUCAGAAUUUGGUUCAAAUGAAAAUCUUAAUUUUUAUUCAAUUGGUUUUGAUGCUAAUACGAUGCAAGAUGAAGAUGAUGAAGAUGAGAAAAAUGAAGCAGAAGAUAAUUUUGAUGAGGCAGAUAUGGAAAUAGAAGAAAUUCCUAGCCCACAUACUCCUUUUACUAAAUAUGGUGAGAGUACAGAAAAUAUUAGAUCACAUACUCCAUUGUCUGCAAGUAGUGGUAUUUCUGUACUAAGAGUUAGAAAGGAUCUUAGUAAACCAUGUUCACCUGCUUCAGUGCAUUCAUUUUGUCAUAUGGAUACUAAUGGUAUAAGUCACGAUGAAGAAAGUAAUAUAGCAAUGGAUGAAUCACCAGAAAAGGAUCCUAUUGAUUGUUCCCUGGUUGAACAAGAUGUAAAAACCGAUCAAUCAGAACUUUCCUUAUGUAAAAAUGAGAAAAAUAUAGAAGGAAAUUCUGCAUAUCAAUCUGGAAUUACUGAACAUAUGAGUUCAUUUCCUACAAUUCAUUCACAGCAUUCUCAACAAUCAACAUCAAUGGAUGAGACAUAUAAUAUGCCAAGUAAAAGUAAUAAUCAUGUAAAUUUAUCAGAAUCUAGUGAUAUUGCAAGUAGUUCUGAUUCAAAAAGCUUUCAUUUGUCUAAAUCCAUUAUACAAAAGCAAUCAGUGGAACUACUUAGUUUAAAUGAAGAUGCCCAUGCAGGUCCAAUGAAUGUAUUUGAAUUUGAUGGGCUUCAAAUCUUAGUUCCUAGUACAUUUAUAAGUGAUUCUUCUCAAAAAGCAGUUAGUGGAACCAGCCAACAGUCUAUGGCAAGUAGUGAAGGUGGAAUAGGUGUAGAUGAAGAAGUUAAAAGCAUUAAUAUGAGAGCUGAUGAAACUAUGCCACCCAGAGGUGAAUUAUCAGAACAGGAAAGCAAUGGAUGUACAGAACAAUCUGCUUGGCAGUUGUAUGCUGGUCAAGAAUCAUCACGGAUGUCAACAUCUUAUGAUUUAAUGGCACGUGAAAGUUGGGAAGAAUCAGAUGGAUCAGACAAUGAAAUUGCAGUCCCACUAUUAGAUAGCAGGUCUUUAGCUACACAUUUUACAUCAAGUUUAUUUUUAGAUCGAGAUAGGAAAACUCCUACAAAAAGAACGUUCAAAUGUUAUCAUUGCCCUGAAGUAUUUGAUUGUCCGAAAGAACGCCGGGUACAUAGUACCACCGCGCACAAAGAAGCUGGACCGAGUAGCAGUAGAGAAUCUACAGAUCAACCUGAAGUAAAGGAUAUUAAGUUGCUGGAUGGCCGUAUGAAUGUGUUUGAAGAUAUUUUUGUACCAGGUUUACAUGUUCAACAAGUUUAUCAUCAACAACCACUGUUACAUCAACUUCAACCACCACAAUCAUCAGAUGUAACUACAAAAGUAGAAUCUGAUCAAAAAAUUGAAACAUUAGUAAUACCAUCAAAUAUUGAAGUGAUUUGCACGCUUUGCAAUCAAAGAUUUAGUAGUGAAAAAUCAUUACAGUUGCAUCAUAGAAGAGUACAUAUUACAGAAACAACCAAACGAAUUCGCGAGAGCACCAAGUGCCAGAUAUGUCAUGAAGAAUUUCCUUCGGUUUUGUUAUUCAAUGCCCAUUUAAAAAUACACCCAUUAGAAUGUAGCCAAUGCGGAAAGUAUUUUUAUAGAAAACAAAAUUUCAAAUUACAUAUGAAACGACAUUUAGGAAUUAAACCAUUUCCAUGUACUGUUUGUGACAAAGCAUUUUUAACAAAGCAGAAAUUGGAUGAACAUACUAAUGGUCAUACUGGGAAUGCACCUGUUAAAUGUAAUCUUUGCAAUGAAACAUUUCGUAGAUAUUCAAAUUUAACACAGCACAAAAAUAGACAUCAUUUGAAUAUAAAAAAAAAAUUAAAAGAUUACAUAUGUCAUUGUGGUGAGGUUUUUCAUACAAAAAAGAAGUUAGCUUGGCAUAAAGAAACACAUGAUGAAAAACCUAAAGCAUGUACAUAUUGUAAUGAAAGAUUCAUUCACAUGGCCAGCCUGACUAGACAUAUGCGCCGAGCUCAUAACAAAAGAUUCGUUCCAGAUGCUCAAAGAGAGAGCGAAAAUGUUGAAUGUCCCGUAUGUAAGUGUAUUUAUUUGCGAUCUUCCUUAGCAGUGCAUAUGCGAGUUCAUAAUGGUGAGAGACCAUAUGAAUGUCAAGUUUGCUCUAAAGCAUUUAGUACUAAGUGGAACUUACAAUUGCACAAAUGGACUCACGCUGCCCGUAGCACCAAACCUUUCAAGUGUAACCAGUGUAGUGGUGCAUUUUACCGACACAGUGAUUAUACUGCUCAUAUGAAUUCUCACAGAAACGUGCGUCCUUAUACCUGUAACUAUUGCGGAGCGCAGUUCAUACGAAAAUAUAAUUGUUUAAGGCAUGUAAAAGAACAUGAAGAAAACAAAGCGUAUACAUGCGAUGUUUGCAACAAAACUUUUCAUAGAUCGUAUUAUCUAAAAGAACAUUUGCGAGUACAUUCAGGUGCCAGACCAUAUACAUGUCAUAUUUGUGGGAAAUCUAGUGGUACGAAAUCCAAUCAUAACAAACAUGUCAGAAUUCAUCAUGCACGAGAACCUGUAAAUACCGAAAAUUAAAAAACGA
Eufriesea mexicana is the source of this 4182-nucleotide messenger RNA. RefSeq lists its product as uncharacterized. The coding region runs from base 21 to 4175 and encodes 1384 amino acids. The transcript has 2 exons. Gene Ontology annotation, biological process: regulation of DNA-templated transcription. Lineage: Eukaryota; Metazoa; Arthropoda; Insecta; Hymenoptera; Apidae. Gene Ontology annotation, molecular function: RNA polymerase II cis-regulatory region sequence-specific DNA binding; DNA-binding transcription factor activity, RNA polymerase II-specific. The record is from RefSeq and is a predicted model, not a curated record.